Messenger RNA from Nylanderia fulva, 1998 nucleotides. RefSeq lists its product as uncharacterized. NCBI's taxonomy places the organism in Eukaryota, Metazoa, Arthropoda, Insecta, Hymenoptera, Formicidae. The record is from RefSeq and is a predicted model, not a curated record.
AUAAAUCCAAUUUUUUCCUUCCUUUGAUAUACAAUUUUUUGAUUAAUAAUGUUCAAAUGUUUAAUGUGCAACUGUGUAUUUUCAUCUAUACUUUUGUACAAUAAGCACCAAAUUCUUCAUAAAGACAUGCCGUAUUUAAAAAUAAUUUGUCUGUUCAAAAAUUGUAGGCAACAAUUUAAUAAAUAUCUCAAUUUUAAGAAACAUAUUUUUAGACAGCAUUCAACAGAUAAAAAACAAACAUGCAUAACUUAUUGUUGUAAAGAAAGAAAUUGCAAUGCUCAUUUUAACGAUAGAUUAAAUUUUAAUAAACAUUUAUAUAAACAUAUAAGACAAAGUAAAAUUGGGAUUUAUUGCGGAUAUCCAGCUUGUUCUACUAAUAAAAUUUUCAAAACAGUCAGCACUUAUACAGUACACAUAUGUAGACAUCAUCCAAGUGAUAAUUUUGAUAAGCAAUUUGUUACUAAUAAAGAAUUGAUAAAUUUUGAUACCAAUAAUUUUGAUACCAGUAAUUUUGAUACCAGUAAUAAUGACAAUCUUUUUUUGCAAAAGGAAAGUUUAAAUCAAUUUUUGUGUGAUGUGAACAAUAAUGAAAAAGCUAUAGCACAAUUAUAUUUAAAUUUGACUACAAAAUAUUUCCUAACAGAAUUUGCUCUACAAGCUGUAAUAGAUGGUAUGUCAUCUAUAUUUACACUUAUUCAAGAACACUUUAUUACAACUUUAAAUGAAAGCGAUCUUAAAGACGAUAUAAAAGAAAAAAUUAAAGAUAUUUUUCAACGUAGUUAUUCUUUCUUUUUAAAUGUUCAUAAUCCUAUAAAUGGUUGUCUUCGAAAUACACAUUCGAGGAAAACAUAUUUUAAACAAAAUUUUCAAUGUCGAUAAAUAUCCACAAAUUUUCAAAGAUAUGGAUGAGGAUGGCAGAUGUUUUGGAGACGGAUCUCAUUCAAUAUAUUUAAAACUUCGAGACCGAAAUUCUUAUUUAAAUAGACCACAUAUGAAAAGAUGUCUAAGUCAAAGUUUAAAUAUAGCUCUAAAAAAACAAAAAAAAGUAUUAUCUGCUAAAGCUGGAUGUAAUAAUUGGCAGCCAGAAAAAUAUAUUGACACAGAAACAGAAGAGACAAUAAAGGACAAGGCUAAAUUUCUACGUCAAAUAGUUCACGAUGAUUCAUCAAGCGAUCCUAAGAUUCAACAUAAAAUUAAUUUGUAUCUUGAAGCUACAUAUCCGGCGCAAAGAUUGUUUCUUAAUGAUGUCUAUAAAACACCUACUAUUGAAGAUGUUAAAACUACAUGGCCAACUUUAAAAAAAAAAUAUAUGUUUUGGCAUUACGAGCAAUUAAUGGGACAUUCAGUAGAUCUUCUAAAGCAAGAAAUCUUAAAAAAACAAGACAAAAUACUUAUUUAUGGACAGCAUAAAAAAUAUAAAGAUAUCAUUAAUUCAAAUAAUCCUACAGAGUUAAAAUUGAUAAAAAUUAUUAUGAAACAUUUUAAAGAAGAUUUUCAAGAAUUAUUUAAAACAUAUCCUGAAGCAACACCCUUGGAAAAUAUAGAACCACCAGUUGUAGCACCAUGUAUUAUAAUCAUAGAUGAUCCAGCAUGUCGAAUGUUUUAUUUAUAUAUAGAAAAAUUAUUGAUUGAAAGGACAUAUUGCUUUUAUGAAGCCUUAAAAAUGUUGAUGUCUGUAUAUUACAUUUUCAAUAUGGAAUAUCCCAAAAAUAGUACAUGUACCUUAGAAUUUUUACAAAAAUAUUUUUUAAAUAUUCAUCCAGCUUGUGGUUCAAAAUCUCAUAAGGUGUCAACAAAAUACAAAGUAUUGUCACUUUUUAAUAAAUUGAGAAACAUAUCAGAUCAAGAAAAUAUUGCUACAGAUAACAUGUAACAAACAUAAAAUAAAAAUUUCUACAAAAGUAGAAAUAUAAUCUAUUACCACUAUAUUCUAUAUUCUAUGUGAAAGUCUAUAAAAAGCUUCAUAUGAAGAUCAAAAUAAAAACCACUUGAAAACAC